Molecule: messenger RNA, 950 nt
Organism: Leguminivora glycinivorella
Lineage: Eukaryota; Metazoa; Arthropoda; Insecta; Lepidoptera; Tortricidae
Product: keratin-associated protein 5-10-like
Exons: 2
Coding region: 5-940 (311 amino acids)
Source: RefSeq, a predicted model, not a curated record
GACAAUGCGUUCAUAUAUCACAUUUAUUUGUUUAUUAUUAGGUUACAAUGUUACCGCCCAAGACUGCACAUGCGGUCUACUGCCAUCAAACCUUCCGCUGCCGCUCAAAAACCUUCUGUCCUUCGCCAGCCCUAUCCCCCUCCCGCUCCCACCAUGCGGCUGUCUCAAGUCUUGCGGCUGCCCAGAACUGUGCGGUCUCCUCCCCCCUAUUGUACCCCCUUGCGGCUUCAACCCCGCAGUAGGGUUACCAAACCCCGCCAUAGGGUUACCAAAUCCUAUAGUCCCCGUUACAACUUGCGGGUGUGGUAACGCUUUUGGAGCGUGUGCCUGCGGUGCGCAAGUUCUUGGGAAUCUCUGCGGACGUAAUACUCCUACGGUUGGGUUAGCUACUACUUGUGGUUGCAGUGACCCUAGUGUGAGGGUCGUCGACGGUUGCCCGCGAUGUCAGUCUGUGUAUAGUUAUAAUCUGCCGUCGAUCGGGUAUUCUACUGGAUCUACUGAGUUUGGAGGGGUUGUAGCACCUAGUUUCUUACCUCCUUGUGGUUGUUCUGGGAGUCUUGCUCCUUAUGGGGUUUGUGGUUGCGCGGCUCCGUCCUGUAACUGUGGUGGAUGCGGUUGCGGCUGUGGUGGAUGCGGUUGCGGCUGUGGUGGAUGCGGUUGCAGCUGUGGAUGUGGGUGUGGUGGAUGCGGUUGCGCGCCAGUAAACCCUUGCGGAUGCGUAGAAGUCCCUUGCGGGUUACCAAAAGUUAAAACUACCUGUACUUGCGUAACCCCGACAAUUGAAACCCCGUUCGGCUGCGCUCAAGGCAAGCCCACAUGUGCUUGUGCUACAACGCUAGAGGUGCCCACUUGUGGGGUCCCAGUGGUGCCACCUUUCCCACCAGUUAUUGGAUGUUCGAGAUACCUAAGGCAGGUGUGCGUGCAGCCUCCAUUUAUGUAGAUAAGUUAUA